Hippopotamus amphibius kiboko is the source of this 2789-nucleotide messenger RNA. Its product is annotated as spindlin-1-like. The record is from RefSeq and is a predicted model, not a curated record. Gene Ontology annotation, cellular component: cytosol; nucleoplasm. The coding region runs from base 227 to 1000 and encodes 257 amino acids. The transcript is spliced from 2 exons. Lineage: Eukaryota; Metazoa; Chordata; Mammalia; Artiodactyla; Hippopotamidae. Gene Ontology annotation, biological process: gamete generation; regulation of DNA-templated transcription.
GGAGCGCGGCGCGGGACGGCAGGGCCCGCAGGCUGCGGACGGCGGCCUAGGUGGCCGGCAGAGUACUUAGGAUUUCACGUAUUUUUGCUGAACUUUUUUAAAAAAAAAAGGCGCUUGGGAUGAUGGAUUAACAAGAACAUUGAAAUUCUGUGAAAAGUUUCAUGUUGGAGCAUAUUGAAUUUUCACCCUAGUCCAGCAGCUCUGCUGCUCACUUAAAUACAGAUGAAUGAAGACCCCAUUCGGGAAGACACCUGGCCAGCGGUCCAGAGCUGAUGCAGGCCAUGCUGGUGUAUCUGCAAGCAUGAUGAAGAAACGGACAUCCCACAAUGAGUUUUGGGAACCAACCUCUGCCUUUCCCCGGCGGAACAUCGUAGGCUGCAGGAUUCAGCAUGGGUGGAAAGAGGGGAAUGGCCCCAUCACCCAGUGGAAAGGAACCGUUCUGGACCAGGUGCCUGUAAAUCCUUCUUUGUAUCUUAUAAAAUAUGAUGGAUUUGACUGUGUAUAUGGACUAGAACUUAAUAAAGAUGAAAGAGUUUCUGCGCUUGAAGUCCUCCCUGAUAGAGUUGCAACAUCUCGAAUCAGUGAUGCACACCUAGCCGACACAAUGAUUGGCAAAGCAGUGGAGCACAUGUUUGAGACCGAGGAUGGCUCUAAAGAUGAGUGGAGGGGAAUGGUCUUAGCACGCGCACCUAUAAUGAACACAUGGUUUUACAUCACCUAUGAAAAAGAUCCUGUGUUGUACAUGUACCAGCUCUUAGAUGAUUAUAAAGAAGGCGACCUUCGCAUUAUGCCUGAUUCUAAUGAUUCACCUCCAGCAGAAAGGGAACCAGGAGAAGUUGUAGACAGCCUGGUAGGCAAACAAGUGGAAUAUGCCAAAGAAGAUGGCUCUAAAAGGACUGGCAUGGUCAUUCAUCAAGUAGAAGCCAAACCAUCUGUCUAUUUCAUCAAGUUUGAUGAUGAUUUCCAUAUUUAUGUCUACGAUUUGGUGAAAACAUCCUAGAUGUCAUUACGAACUUUGCCAAAUUUGUGGAACUAUUAAAUGUAUAAUUUGUAGACAUAAAGACUUGAUUGCUUUCCAGUUUAAUGAAAGCUUAAAUGUCCCUGCGAACCCACAAUCUCUGCCAGCAGAACUGGUUUUGUUCUGAAUAGUACAGAUUUAUGUGAACACAAAGCAUUUUGUGUAAGGAACUCCUUCCUCUUAAAAGAAGUCUGUCUAUUUGGAAGGGAGUUACAGGCAAGUCUGGUAAAAGUUAAGCUAGUAUCAUAGUCAUUUAAAACUGUAAUAGAUCUUAUCCACUUUCCCCUUCAUGCUUAACACUCUUAUUCUGCUUCCACAAUGCAAGCAUAGUUUGAUAUUUUUGUUAUUGCCUUUUUUUGAGAUAUAUAUGUAUCUAUAUCUACUUAUCUACAUCUGUGUGUAUACAUAUAUAAUAUAUAUAUAUACAUACACAUAGAUCUGUGUGUACACACACACACACACACACACACACAUUCAUUGGCAGUCCUCUCUUUGUGGAUUGGGGUGGGAGGUUAAAUAAUUUUCUCCAGUUUAACAGGAGUGCUUGACCCAAGUCAUUUAGUAUAUUACCGCUGUUUAUUUAAAAUUAAAUUUGGGCACAGGAAGCACAUAGGGACAUUCAGCUUGUUUUGAAAGUCAGAAGUUCAGAGCACCAUUUCAGUCUGGAGGCUUUAAACUGUCGAUUCAAACAUGAAUUACUUAUGAACAUUUAAUGACCCACUUUAGAAUUUUACAAACAGUUAGAAAUCUGGGUAAAAGGCUGCCUUUAAUUCUAAGCUUUGUACAUUUUUUUGUUUACAUUUUUUUCAUGAAUACUUUUUUUUAAGCAAAGCCCAGGUACUUGGUCCACGUAGUGUAAUGCAGUUGGAUGGCACUUUGGUCCAUUAUUUGUACAAAUUAGUAAUCUGAAUUUUAGUACACAGAUUUAAAAGGCAACAGUAUAUCGGUGGUUUAUGUGUAUUUGGUAAGUUCCUGGAAGAACAUAGUGCUUUUAUAUUAGAAAUAUAAGUUUAAGAAUGGCAUUGUUGCCUUUUAGCAAGUUCUCUGGGAUACCUUUAUUUUUAUUACUAUUAUUGCUGAUAUAUGAUUAUGGUCAAAAGACUUUUCCCGUCAAAGAAUGUCUAGACAGAUAACAGCGUGAGUUCCUGACACCUUUGUUGGUGCUGUAUGCACUCACUCAUGGUGUGCUGUUGGUGUGGAUUCAUUCCAUUUGGUGGAUCCUGCCACAUCAGGGUCAGUCACCUGCACUGGCCUGUGGGUGUGACUGAUAGCAGCCCUUAGCCAUUGAAUCCUUUCCUGCAAGGUUGUUUUAACUAAAAUAGAACUGCAGAAGUGGUUCGUUUAGCAGCAAAAUGUCAGUCUGUCACUUCGCUUUGGAUGAUCCCUGGCAGUUUGAAAGCUAGGAGAAAAAUGGUUUGUGAAACUAGUCUUGUGGAGAUUGAAAACCGUACCUAAGAUUUGGGCAGAAAGCUUAAAUGCAUAUGCUGGCAAUCAAACACCAGGUCUGUCUGUGUGGCCUCUGUCGUGGCUGUUCUUGAUGUUAGAGAUUCUGUAGUGUCAAGGCCGCGCCAUGCCUGGUUUGUGUGAUGCCCAUUUUCGCCUUCAGGAAGGCUGUGCCUUGUUGUGCUGGUGGAUGGUAACCUCGCGCACCAUGUAGAUACAGUACCCCAAUUCUCUCCAACGUGCCCAGUGCCUCACAGAGGGCAGCCAGGGGCGAGCUUCUCCAUGCAGUGAGUACCCGUGUCUUAGAUGUUCCUCAUGUGCUUGAAAC